This is a messenger RNA of Entamoeba invadens IP1, 603 nucleotides long. RefSeq lists its product as hypothetical. The record is from RefSeq and is a predicted model, not a curated record. The transcript has a single exon. The coding region runs from base 1 to 603 and encodes 200 amino acids. NCBI's taxonomy places the organism in Eukaryota, Evosea, Mastigamoebida, Endamoebidae.
AUGAACGAUAUGCAGAACACAGUUCAACACCAACAAGGAGUUCGAGUGAUGAAAAGGAAGGACAAACAGUUCUUUGAUUAUAAGAACUAUAUGGUCUGCCAACAAGCUAUUUGUAUUGCACUUUUGAAUAAAUCCUUCGAAGUGCAUAUCCAACAUCCAACCAAAAAGUCUGUUGUCACUCCACAAUUCAUCAGAGUCAAAACCUUAAAACAAGACCAAGAUGAAUUGAAUGUAGUCAAUUUCAUCGAAGAAAGAUGUCUACAAAGAGCCGAGUGGGAUAAAGCCAAUGGCAUUAAAGAUACCACUGCAUCAAGAAGAGUUCCAAUGAACAAAAACUUUGAGGCUCACCAUCUCUUCAUUGACUUUUUAAGAGACAUGGGAUAUUCAUUCGCAAGUCAAUACACAUCUGGGAAGAAUUCGACUUUGAAAGUCGAGACUAUCACGGCUAUUUACAAAGAUGGGAAACUCCUUUUAAACAAAAGAGACAUCUGUAGAAAAGGACAAAUGAUCAAUAGACUUUUAUGUCAGUCUGUCCUUCAGCAGAAAGACAGAGUAUUCGCACAUAACGAUGCUUCGAUCGCAAAUUUAUUUCGAAACUUCUAG